GGGAUUGGCCGGAACCGAGCCGGGUCACAGAGCGCCCUGGCAGCACCCGGCACCAGACCGGCUACCGGGGCUGGUGGAUUCAGCUGCAGGGGCAGAGCCAGCUCAGAGCGGCGUUGCUGCCCGUCUCGGGGAAUGAAGGGCCGAGGGGGCCCUCGUCUCACAGGCUGGCUUCGGAGGUCGCACCUUCUCCUGCUCCUCUUCCGAGAGUCCUGUACCCCUCAAGGCCCGGCUGACCUGCUCGGGAACCAACACGAUGCGGCAGGCAACACAGCUCCCGGUGAGGAACCAGCUGUCACCGCGCGGGCCUUGCCCCCUGCAGCCCCAGCUCGCCCCCAGUCUCCAGGACGGCGCGGCGGGGAAACCAGCGCCACGGCCGCAGCAGGCGCCCCCCGGCUCUGAGGAGCCCCCGCCCCGGCAGCCGGCGGUGCCCUGCCACGUGCCGCGCCUGCGGGCGGUGGUGGAGAGCCAGGCCUUCAGGAACAUCCUGGUGGACGAGGUGGACAUGAUGCACGCGCGGGCGGCCACCCUCAUCCAGGCCAACUGGAGGGGCCACCGGCUGCGGCAGAAGCUCGUGUCCCAGAUGACGGCGGCCAAGGCCAUCCAGGAGGCCUGGCGGCGGUUCAGCACCCGGCGCCUCCGCCGCUCCAGCAAGGUGACGGUGAGGAGGCGCUCGGAGGAGGGCGACAUCCCCUACCACCCGCCGCAGCAGGUGCGCUUCGGGCCCCAGCCCCUCACGGCGAGCAAGGAGACGCCUGUCUCGGCCUCCGUCAUCCUGGAGCCCUGCGCUCCCCGGCCGCUCUCCCUGCCGCCCCCAGCAGUCCAGGGCCCGCCAGCGCCCGGCGUGCGGGCUCCCAGCGCCCCCAUGGCGGCCAUCCUGCUGCACCAGGCCGUGGCCAGCAGCCUUCCGUGCUCAAGGAGCCUAGAUCCCAAAUGCCAGCCGUCCCUGGUGGCGACGAACGCCGUCAGGAGCCCCUGCCUCGUCAGCAGUCCUGUGGCGGAGGACACCGCGCAGUCCAGAUGUGUGAGCUCCAGGGCCACCAAAGCAGGGGCCCCGGAAUCACCCCUGUCGGGGAGGUGCUGCCAGGCAGCGUCUGCAGCCCCCGGGACCCAGGCCCAGGUGGAGGCGGAGCCCCUCAGAACCCCGGCCCAGACCUACGGCAUGGCCUCGACCACCAGGGCCUCAUCCCGGACGUACGCCGGGGCUGCCAUAACCAAGCCCGCAGCCCAGACGUGCCCGGCACCCACGCUGACCAGGACACAACCCCAGACAUGCCCGGCACCCACGCUGACCAGGACACAACCCCAGACGUGCCCGGCACCCACGCUGACCAGGACACAACCCCAGACGUGCCCGGCACCCACGCUGACCAGGACACAACCCCAGACGUGCCCGGCACCCACGCUGACCAGGACGCAACCCCAGACGUGCCUGGCACCCACGCUGACCAAGGCCCCAGCCCAGGCGCAGCCAACGCCACAGGCCAGCACUCCGCCGCCAUCGCAGCCGACCGCCCUCAAGAGCAGGACCCCAACCCAGCAGGGCUGGAUGCCCGUGAGCACAAAGGCCUCAGCCCUCAUGGGCCUGGUGCCUGCCCUGGGCAGAGGCCCGCUGCAAACCCCUCCGGUGGCCACCGUGUGCAAGACACUGUCCCAGACGAGCCCCGUGACCUCGACGCCCAAACCCCCAUCCCAGAUGAGCCUGGCGGCCAUGAUCAGCAGGACCCCAGCCCAGAUCCGCUCAGUCACCGCCGUCCUCAAGACGCUGUGCCCAACGCUGCCGGCUGCCAGCAACCUCAAGGCUGCACCGCCGGCGGCCAGGCCGGCCGGGGCUCCCGGCAGCUCGUCCAGCCUGCCUCUGGCCGCCUCGCGGACCAAGGUCCCGGCCAGCAGGCGGGAGGCGGCCGCAGGGACAGCGAAGGGUUCAGACCUCUCCUGUUGGGCUGGAAGGAGGCUCAAGGGUGCCCCCCAGCCACACCUGGAAACUGGGGCUCCCGGCGCUCCAACGAGGGGCCCUUUGGAAGCCAAGAGCACGCACACUGGCGCCCAGAAACCGGUGCACAAGGACACGGCGUGUAAGACCGACGUGGCAAUGCGGGCAACCAAGGUGCCAUCGUGGGCCGGAGUCUCCAAGGACAGGAGCCAGCCCCUGUCACAGACGCUGCAGAGAACGGAAGUCAUCAAGGUCCAGUCCCAGGUGUACAUGCCCGUCCAGGUGGCUGUGUCUGUGCCGCAGGCCCAGGUGGCCGUUCCGCUGACCAAGGCCCUGGCCCCAGGGCGGCCGGCCAAGGCGUCCUCCCAGCCUCAGGCGGUCACACGCUUGACAGCCCCCACCCGUGUCCAUCCCACCGCCAAGCAGAUCAAGGCCCUGUCCCAGCUGCGCCUGGCCACCUGCCCUGCCAAGGCCGAGGCCCAGGCCCAUCCGCCCAGCAGGCUGAGCAAGGCCCCGUCCCUGGCGCACCUGGUCACGUGUCUGAGCAGGACGCAGUCCCAGGUCCAGCUGGGGACAGAGGCAGCCAGGCGUGUCUACACAGCCCAGCAGUCCGGUGACUUCGGCAGCAAGGCCCAGUCGCACCCGCUGCUGACCGGGCCCAAGGCUUCCACCCCCAGCUGCCGGCUCCCGGGGACCCUUGACUCAGGCUUCCGAAUCAAGCCAGAACACAGACCGGGCAAGGCCACCCAGGGCGCCCGCCCCACCGUGCCAGAGCCCCAGGGCACGCUGGUCCCUCUGCUGACCUCGGCCGCCGCCACACACCCCGGCUGUAGUGUGGAACCCUGGGGAGACAGCAAGACCACACGGGCCCAGCUGCCGACACCCGGCCAGGCGGCGCCGAGCCAGGAGGACAUGUUGGCCUCGCAGAUCACCGCCCUGUGCACGGAGCUGGUCACUGCGCUGGGCUCUCAGGAAGACCUGAGGGUGCUGCUGGCCAGGACGCUCUCCCAGGGAGAAGUGUGGGCCGCCUUGAACCAGGUGCUGUCCAAGGAGGCCCUGGGGGCCACUGUGGCCAAGGCCCUGCCCCAGGGCAUGCUGGGAUUGGCCCUGGCGAAGGCGCUGUCCUGGGGAGAGCUGGGUGCCACGCUGUCCCGUGCGCUGUCCCGGGGUGAGCUGCGUGCGGAGCUCGCCAAGGCCAUGCACAGCAGGGUGACCGAGGUGCUCAGCAGGGCACUGACGCAGGAGGAGCGGGUGGCUCUGAGCCGGGCCCUGUGCCAGGGCGAGCUGGGGGCCGUCCUCAGCCAGUCCCUGUCCCGGGCAGCCCCCAGGACCGGGGCCAUCCUCCCCAAGGCCGCCUCCAAAGUGACCAGCAGCAAGAUGCCGCUGCCACCGGCCCGGGUGGAGGUGAGAGCGUGGGACCCCUGCCUGCGCUCCCCUGUGCGGCUGCAGCCCAGCAAGGGCCCCGUGGACACCAGCACACGUGGUGGCCAGCCGUGGACCUCCACUCUGCCCAGUGUGGCGGUCCGGCCCCUGGACUGCGCCGUGGCCCCCCACACUCCAUUGCAGCCGGCCAGGAGCCCGGGGCCAUGGGACCGCGUGGGCUGCACAGCGGCGGCCACGCCCAGGCCGCCGGGGGACCUGAGCCUGUCGGUACAGUACAUGGAGAAGAUCGUCGUCCACGCCGCGACGGUCAUCCAGGCCUGCGCCCGCGGCUACCUGGUGCGCCGGGCCAUCAGGGCGUGGCACCAGAGGGCCACCGCCAUCCAGGCCACGUGGCGCGGCCACCGUGUGCGACGCAACCUGGCACAGCUCUACAAAGCCGCCACGGUCAUCCAGGCUGCGUGGCGAGGCCACUGCGUCCGCCGGGCACGCGCCCAGCACAUGCAGCUCCCGCCGGCGUGGACCACGCCGAGCGAGGCCCGGGCGGUUGCCGAGCACCGCUGCUUCCAGUCCUGCCAGCCGCGCGCCUGCAGCCUGUGCACGUCCCUGAGCCCCAGGCUGGGCAGCCCGCCCAGCGUGGUGAUGCUCGUGGGCGCCAGUCCGCGCACCUGCCACACCUGUGGCCACACGCUGCCCACGCGGGUGGUGCACGGCACAGGCCGAGCGGGCGCCCUUCAGGCCCACGCGUCCCGGCCGGCCCUCCAGCAGCUCUGGCAUUCCCAGCAGCAGUGGGACGCAGCAGCCACCACCAUCCAGUCGGCCUGGAGGGGCUUCAAGGCUCGCCGCCAGCUGAGGGAACAGCAGCUGGCGGCCAGGAUGGUGCAGGCCACCUGGAGGGGCCACUACACGCGGAGCUGCCUCACUCCCGAAGCGCUCUUGGGGACAGGAAGCCCCUGGGACAGCGCGCCUGGGGCCCCGAGCCACGACCCGCGGCAGCUCGCACGCCGGUCUGGCGUGUAGGACUCUGGCUGCAGGCAGGGGACACUGGAGCAAGGGCUGCUGGGUCUCUGGGUCCCGUGAAUAAAGUCACCCAGCCUGA
Molecule: messenger RNA, 4409 nt
Organism: Chinchilla lanigera (long-tailed chinchilla)
Lineage: Eukaryota; Metazoa; Chordata; Mammalia; Rodentia; Chinchillidae
Gene: Iqcn
Product: KIAA1683 ortholog
Exons: 5
Coding region: 254-4330 (1358 amino acids)
Molecular function (GO): protein binding
Source: RefSeq, a predicted model, not a curated record